Paramormyrops kingsleyae is the source of this 2232-nucleotide messenger RNA. RefSeq names its product canopy FGF signaling regulator 4 (gene cnpy4). The record is from RefSeq and is a predicted model, not a curated record. Lineage: Eukaryota; Metazoa; Chordata; Actinopteri; Osteoglossiformes; Mormyridae.
CUAUCGGUUGAGCAACCUUGACUUAAGAUGGUUGAGGUAUGUAAAUCUGCGCAUGCGUGAAUCUCCAGUUGAAGUAGGUGAAGUAGGCAUGCCGAUGUGGCGUUGCAACUGGUGAGAAGCCAGUAAUAUAAAAUUAUAUGAUGGGCAUUUUAUUGUUCAUGCUUUUCUUUGCCGGUAGUUUUGUCCAGGCAGAUGAAGACGAAAGGUUGCCAAAUAAAUGUGAAGUAUGUAAAUUCCUAACGGUGGAGCUUCAGGGAGCCCUGGACAAAAGUGGGAGGUCUAAGGAAGUUUUGGAAGUGGGGGAGGUGUUAGACACUGGUAAACGCAAGCGCAAGAUCAAGUACAACACUUCGGAAACGCGACUUACAGAAGCUAUGGACAACAUCUGUGAAAGAAUCCUUCAGUACAGCGUUCAUGCAGAGAGACCUGGAAGUCUCCGAUAUGCAAAGGGUGCAAGUCAGACCAUGACCACCUUGAAGAACUUGGUGAACAAGGGGGUGAAGGUGGAGCUUGGUUUACCGUAUGAGCUGUGGGACGAACCGUCUGUGGAGGUGGCAGAUAUGAAGAAACAGUGUGAGAUCAUGCUGGAGGAGUAUGAGGAAGUGGUGGAGGACUGGUAUUUCCAUCACCAGGGGCAGAAGUUGGAGAUGUUCCUCUGUGGCACCCAUGUACUGAAGGACUCUGACCAGGAAUGUCUGAAGGAGAUGUGGAAGGGCGAUAUGGGAACAAAGGGAUCGGAGAGCGAGGAGGUUGCUAGUGAGCCGAAAGUGGAGAUGCAUGAUGCCGGAGAACUUUGAGAAGGCAUGGGACAAGCUGACUGACAGACAGGGAAAUCAUACCAAGCUCCUCCUUCCAUCCUAAACAUCAGCCAUUUGCAGCCCAGGGGUGGCUGACCCUAAUCCUAACCCAGGAUCCCCUGGGUUGCUCUCUCGUGCCCUUGACGUAGCUGGUAAACCUGGAUAUGCACCGCUAGCAGCCUGUCCCAGGAUCUCCUCCAUGAUCCAUGUCAGAUGAGAUGUAGAUCAGCCAUCUGAAGGCUGGUAGCCUCCAAGGAGGUGUUCUGUGACCCUUCUUCUCUGCAUGAUGGGCUGCCGGCUGGACAUCAGGUCUGGGGGACUCUGAAGCAGCAGUAAGUGUUAGUGGCAGUGUGCAUGGUGCUCCACCAACCUUCUCAAGACGUUUUUAAUGAUCACCUAGUGGACAAUUUUAUAAACAUUUGAUAAUAUUUUUUCUUGUGCUCAUGGAAUGUGUACUACUUUAUAUUAAAGGCAAUAAUGAACAUUCUUUGUUUAGUUACCACAUGGUGGCGCCAAAUUUUAAAUUUUAAAAAGCCACGUUCACAAACGAACGAAACCGUCGCAGCCAGGUUUCUUGAAAAUCGGUUCUUUAUGAACUUCAAGUUUCAAGUGUAUAACAAACGCUUUAGGUGACAUCCUAUUUUGGUUUUAUCAUCCUUGAAUCAAAACAGUGUUUUCUGCUAACAAAUUUGUUCCCUUCAAUGCUUUUUUCAAACGCAGAAAUGCCAAACAGCAAACUGUUAAAUUUAUUUGUUAGGCGUCUGAGAAAUAACAACGAUGAAGUAAUGAGGAACCCUGAAAGUAAUUAACAGAUUGAUGUGAGUGUAAUGUUCUUUCCCAAAAGUGUUAUUUUAUGUACAUGAUACUCAAGUUCUCAGCUGAGUCGUUUUGGUUUCGUGAUUUAAAUGUUUUAGACAACAAAGCUUCAAAAGAGACUUAUUGAAAAAGGUAAGGGAGAGUGAUGUGACUAUGAUAUGAAAAAUCAGUUUUAAAAUAUGCUUGGAAGACAAAACUCUCCAGUGUAGCAUUUUUAAGCCCCAUCAGACAAUUGUCCCAUCAGGACUGAAAUGUUAAAAUGCAUGCAGCUGUCUUUGGGAGAAUGUUGAAUUGCUGAUGAGCUGAUACAGACCAACACUGAUGCGUUUAAUAUUUUUUGCCAGGAGAAAAGUAUUGAAACUUAAAUGAGCAAUUUUCUCAUUCCUCUGAGACGACGUGGCCCACUGUACCCCUGUAAUGGUUUUGUUUUCCCACGAAAAGUUUGUUGCCUCCCCUUUCGUAACACUGUCUCACAACUGAUGUCGCUGCCAAUAAGAAACUGUAAUGUCCUGUUAAAACCCAAGACUCAAUAUACGCUGCAAUUGAAUAUUUUUGAUUAUUUGUUAGGAAUAUCUUAUUUAGCUUUUUAUUGCAUUAAAAUGUAUUUUAUUUACUGACA